Messenger RNA from Mesocestoides corti, 495 nucleotides. NCBI's taxonomy places the organism in Eukaryota, Metazoa, Platyhelminthes, Cestoda, Cyclophyllidea, Mesocestoididae. The record is from the annotation of a GenBank genome assembly.
AUGCCUCCGGAGGCGACGAAGCCCCUUCGAACACCCUCCACUCUGGUCCUGCCGUCCCCCCGCCUCCCCCCACCCCCGAUCAACCAAUCAGAAAUGUGGCUGUUUAACCUGGUUCCCCUGAAGCGUUUUCACGAUGUCAACCAACUACAAAGGAUGCCGAAGGUGUGGACGAAUCGUGGUUGUCACGCAUUCACGGCCCUCAUAAUUUUGGUCUUCGCUUGCGAGCAAACCUUCAGUAUGCCGCUAGCGGGGUCUUCCAGUGAGGCAGGCUUGAGGCUUCAACGGAGGCGUCCAGCGUUCUUGUACGACGCCUGGGGCAAACGCAGCCACUCGCCCGACCUAGGGCCUCCGUCUACUUGGCGUGUGGUCGAGGAGACAGCCGAACACCUUCUGAUCGCCAUUCCAAAGAUCCCCAUCAAUCAGGACGUCUGGGAGGUGGACGAAAAGCUCCCAGCCCUGAAGCGAGGAGCCUACUUGGAUCUCCCUUGGGGUUGA